Calypte anna (Anna's hummingbird) is the source of this 1406-nucleotide messenger RNA. It is a transcript of the gene MRNIP, whose product is annotated as MRN complex interacting protein. Gene Ontology annotation, biological process: mitotic G2 DNA damage checkpoint signaling. NCBI's taxonomy places the organism in Eukaryota, Metazoa, Chordata, Aves, Apodiformes, Trochilidae. Bases 1 to 1098 code for a protein of 365 amino acids. Gene Ontology annotation, molecular function: chromatin binding. Gene Ontology annotation, cellular component: nucleus. The record is from RefSeq and is a predicted model, not a curated record. The transcript has 7 exons.
AUGGCGCAGAGGUUCUGGGUGCUGCGGUGCUGCUCCUGCCGCCUCUUCCAGGUGCAGCAGGCCAAGCGGAGCGGGAAGUGGAGCUGUAGCGUCUGCGGCCAGCGGCAGGCGGUGCAGAAGGUUUAUGGCCAAGGGUCUGGCCUGGACUGUAGGCACCAUGUGCAGAAGUUAAACUUGCUGCAGGGUGAGGCAGAGGAAGCAGUUGGUUGGACAUCAUGGUGCACAGAAGAAUCAGUAAAUGGCAGCAAAAACACAGCAGUGCUGUGUGAAGACAGCUCAGUCCAGCAGGAGGCAAGGGCAGAAGUCAGUCGCUGGAGUAAAUAUCUGGACAAGGACAGUGAAGAUCAGGAAGAUGGGGAGGAGGAGGCAGAUACAGAGAGGCAACAGUUAUGUUCCCAAAGGAAGAACACUGGGGAAGAACAAAGGACACACCAGAAGAGCUUUCUUUCCAGUGAUGUUCAGGAUUAUGCAGAGGAAAAUGGAGUUUUCCAGCUUGCCUACCCAUCCAAAAAGCACAAGAAAUGUUUAGAAGCAGCAGCUGCUGAAGAUGGUGGAGAUGCUGUUUCUGGAGACACUAUGGUUUGUGCUGGCUGUGAGGCCACAGUGCCUGAGGAGAACACACAAACCCCAACUGCUUCUACCAAACCCUCGAAGUGGGAAAAAUUUCUCUCAUGUUCUGACUACUGUAGUGAAAAUGCUGCCAGGGCCGCCUUGUCACCACAGGAGGGCAGUGGAAGGCUGGGGCUAAGCAGCACCACUGCAGCAGAUGCUGCUAUGGCCAGUAAGUGCUCAGCAGAGGCUGGGAGAACUCUGCCUCAAGGUAGGGACUUUGAAUUUCAGCAGUGUAUUGCUAGCUCUGAGCAGGUUGCCUCCCAGCUGCCCAGCACCAGUUGCUCAGCUGAGGAUGUGUUGUUCAAAGACCCUCGAAGGCAGCUGAUAAGGGCAGGAUCUGGUGCUCUGGAGCUGACUGCAGGCAGGUGCUCUCUGGAUAGCACAGGGAGAGCAAAUGUCCUUUACAGUAAUGCUGGGCCAAAGUCAAGCAGUGUUUCUUGUGAACACCUCUUCUGCACAGGUGAGGAGUUUGAAGAUGAUCUCUGAAUUCAGGCAUUUUGGGUCCUAGUUUCUUCACCUCUAUGUUGUAUUUUGUAUGUUGAGUACUGAAACGAGUUUGACCUGAAGCUGCCUUUACUCUAAGCCUUCCAGAACUGCAAUAUUAAAGCUGUUUAUUUGCUGCAUGGCUGUGUCUGAGGGAAGAGUAUGAGGGUGGAAAAGACUGUUGCAGUGGGCAAGUAUUGGGAUUACACAAUGUUGUCCAGUGACCUGAUCAGCUAGGAGAAUGGAAGUAUGUCAGCUUAGAGGGAGAAAGCUCCAAGGAUUGCUGGCCAGUACAGUUACAUUCUUUGAUU